CUACAACACUCACUACAAACUCAACUUACACGCUUUCUUUUACAAACCUACACCAAUAACAACCAAACUCCAUCCACCAAAAUGCAGUUCUCCACCACCUUCACCCUCGCCGUGAGCGCCAUGCUCUCCCUCGCUGCCGCGGGUACCAUUCCCGCCGGUGACGCCAACACCAUUUUCCCCUCCAAGCUCUGCGGUUCCGGCUACGCUUCGUGUGGCAAGGCCGGCACCAACGGUGACGGCGGAUCCCGUUGCGCCCUGUCGUGCACCUACGCCGGCGGCCCUACCUCCACCGGUACCUGCCAGUGCCCCAAGGGAUACUAUGUCGACACCUGCAUCAGUGGUGGUGCUUACAACCGUCGCCACAAGUGCAACUAAGUGGUUUCGGGCUAUGAAACUCUUCGGAGCCAGAAUCAGCAGCAAAGCUACAGGCUAGGACAUAUGACAGAGCUGAAU
Colletotrichum acutatum is the source of this 453-nucleotide messenger RNA. RefSeq lists its product as uncharacterized. The transcript has 2 exons. Bases 82 to 375 code for a protein of 97 amino acids. The record is from RefSeq and is a predicted model, not a curated record. NCBI's taxonomy places the organism in Eukaryota, Fungi, Ascomycota, Sordariomycetes, Glomerellales, Glomerellaceae.